Pyricularia grisea is the source of this 261-nucleotide messenger RNA. RefSeq lists its product as uncharacterized. The record is from RefSeq and is a predicted model, not a curated record. Bases 1 to 261 code for a protein of 86 amino acids. Lineage: Eukaryota; Fungi; Ascomycota; Sordariomycetes; Magnaporthales; Pyriculariaceae. The transcript has a single exon.
AUGCAGCUCUCUAAAGUCGUUUUGGCUGUCGCCUUUUACUCCGUCGGUAUCGCCGCGGUUCCAACCCGAGCCAAGUGUACGCCCGUUGGAAGCCGUAGUCUCCAAAAUACAGUUACCAGCAACAGCGGAGUUGAGGUGAACAACGGCCUUAGGCUUAAAGCCCGGGGGGAGGACCACUACAUCCAAUGUGGAAAGUGUCAUCAAACCUUUGCUAGCGUAUCCGGGUAUUUGUGGCACUACACGAAUUGUAAUGGCAAAUAA